AUGAAGCUGCAGGCUGUCAUGGAGAACCUGCACAGGCAGCAGAGGGCCAAGCUGCUGAUGGAGCAGCAGCUGCAGCAGCAAGCUGCUGCCCAACUCACUCAUGUCCGCACAGGUGAGGGAGGAGGGGAUGAGCCGAUGGGAAGCCCGGCCCCUGAGGCAGAGCAGGCCCAGAUUGCAGCGCUGGCAGCCAUGCGAGCGGCGGCGGCCGGGUUGCAAAGAGUGUCGGACAGCCCCAUGUCAGAGCGCAGUAGUGGUGGUGAGGAGGAAGAUGAUGACAAUGAGGACGGAGAGGAGCAAUACAAGGACAUGAUGGGGUCAGACGAGGAGGAGCAGAUCAAACAGAAAUGGGACGAGGAGGACUUUGAAGGCGAGAUGGAAGAAGACUUUGAUGAUGACCUGGCGGAGGAAGGUCUGCCGACGGGUCACAAUGCUGUGGUUCCUGGGAAAGGCAUCCUCUUGCUACCCCACCGCCAGCUCCACCCCCACUCCCAACUACUGAAGGCUCGUCCCAGUGUCGACCAAGAGCCACGCGUUGCCAUCCUGCCUCCCCAUGCCACACACAGCCACCUGGGGGGACAGGACCAUGGAGAAUGGACCUAUGAGGAGCAGUUCAGACAGCUGUAUGAACUGGAUGGAGACCCAAAGAGGAAAGAGUUUCUGGAUGACCUCUUCAGCUUCAUGCAGAAAAGAGGAACUCCUGUGAAUCGUAUUCCCAUCAUGGCCAAGCAGGUCCUGGAUCUGUACAUGCUCUAUAGACUGGUGACAGAGAAGGGCGGCCUGGUGGAGGUCAUCAACAAGAAGCUGUGGAGGGAGAUCACCAAGGGACUUAACCUGCCUACCUCAAUCACCAGUGCAGCCUUCACCCUCCGCACACAAUAUAUGAAGUACCUGUACCCGUAUGAAUGUGAUAAGAGGGGUCUGAGCAACCCCAACGAGCUCCAGGCAGCCAUCGACAGUAAUCGGAGGGAGGGUCGACGACAGAGCUUCGGCAGCUCCCUCUUCACAUACUCCCCCAAUGGGACGCCCACCAUGCUCUCCUCGCCCAAGAUCCCCAAUGUGGGCAUGACGGUGGGCACCAACGGGGCCUCGCUGACGCCCAUUCAGAAGAUCAAGAAAGAGGAGGGAGGCCAUCCACUGCAGGGGGGCGGUAUAGCUCGCUUGCCAGUGGGGGCGUUGGCUGGUCACUCGGUGGCUACUGUGCAGGCAGCAGCAGCCCAGGCGGCGAUGGCAGCUCAGGUAGCAGCUCUGGAGCAGCUGAGGGACAAACUGGAGGCCGGGGAACCACCAGAGAAGAAGAUGGCACUGCCAGCUGAGGAACACCACCGACUACUGCAGAGAGCACUGCAACACAACCUGCUGGCAAUGACCGCCCAGAUACCUAUGAACAUCCGCAUCAAUAAUCAAGACGGCAGGCAGGACUCGGCCCUGAACCUCACCACCAACGGCACAAGCAGCAUUAGCAUGUCAGUGGAGCUCAAUGGAGUCGUGUACACAGGCGUUCUUUUUGCUCAGGCAGCAGCAGGGUUGGCCUCUUCUGGUGCGUCCGUCUCCAACAAGGUCGCCAGCGGCCGUGUCGCUCCUCCACAGCAGCAGCAGCAGCAGCACACACCUACCUCAACCUCAACCUCCAGCAACCCAUUGUCUUAACAAACCCUCAGUCCCCCCACCCCCGACUCCCUCUUUUUUAUUACCACGCUAAGUAAAGCCAAAAAUCAACCUCAUUUUCUACAGAAUCUAUGCCAAAAAGAGAAGAACCGUAAACCGUACGCAAAGACACAAACUGAAACUCAAAUCACUUGAAGUACACUAUCUCAGGUUUUCUCUCACCAAUUCACCUCUUUUGUUCUUCACAGCCAAAAUGAUUUUUAAAAAAAAUCCCAACUUAGAGCCAGUAUAUGCUAAACAAAUAUGUAUGCACAUCCUGUGAAUUAUUUAUUUCUGCAUAAAUGUACAGACUAUCGGAGAACAAAAGAGAAAGUAAUAACUAGGAAGGGUAAUGCACUGUUUACACACACAUACACAGCUACUGACUGACAGCGAUGUUUUAUCCUCUAGGGGAGAGAUUUUUUUUUAAAUUUUAUUUUACCUUUUCAUUGUCAUUAUUAUCAUUAUUGUUAUUCCUCAUUAUUGUGUUUUAUCAUUUAAAUCUUUAACAAUCCUCUCACUGCAGGAAAAAAAUCUAUAUAUUUAGAAUUCUAUGAAAAAAAAAAGAUAUGAAUAUCCUCUAUUUUUAAUCAGAAAAGCUUUAAAGGUAUAUGUUGUUUCUUCAGGGCAUAUAACAAUGUACCGUUGUGACCUCAUUUUGUGUAAAACCUUAUAACCUUA
Scomber japonicus (chub mackerel) is the source of this 2325-nucleotide messenger RNA. RefSeq names its product AT rich interactive domain 3A (BRIGHT-like) (gene arid3a). NCBI's taxonomy places the organism in Eukaryota, Metazoa, Chordata, Actinopteri, Scombriformes, Scombridae. The coding region runs from base 1 to 1647 and encodes 548 amino acids. The record is from RefSeq and is a predicted model, not a curated record. Gene Ontology annotation, cellular component: nucleus. Gene Ontology annotation, molecular function: DNA binding. The transcript is spliced from 8 exons. Gene Ontology annotation, biological process: regulation of transcription by RNA polymerase II.